UUACUAUUAUUCUAACAAUGAGGUUUUGAUAUACAAGUGCUUUUAACCUCAAGUACACUACAGCAUAUAACAUUAACAUACUUGUCUAUUUCUAAUUUCCAGGAGACAGCUUCUGUGAGGUCCUCAAUGAUCGUUGAUCACCACAAAUCGUACUGUGUGGAGUCUACCUGGAUACUAGGUAGGUAUUCAAGUUGUCAAACUUCCUCCGCCAAUCUUCGCACAGCCCUGGUCCACUGCCCGACCCUGUCCUGCCCGCCCAUGUCAUGCCCGCUGCCCGCUGCCCGGUACUGCUUUCGACCGAUGCUGCGCGAUGGUUGUUGGCCUUAGCCCGCUUUGCCUCGAUUUCGCCCUGUCUCUCUUGCUAGCUCGACGCCUCCUCCACUUCGGUGAGCCGCCAUUUUCCUCCCCAAGGAACGAAAGAAAAAAAUGUCUCUUUUGAGAGGUGUGUGGCACUGUCACCGGCGAGAGGGAGAAGCAAAAGAGAGAAAGAAGAAAAGGAAGCAGAAGACGAAGCCAUCGACCGGGACUAGCAGUGACACUGACGUUGACAGUGACAC
Molecule: messenger RNA, 557 nt
Organism: Ilyonectria robusta
Lineage: Eukaryota; Fungi; Ascomycota; Sordariomycetes; Hypocreales; Nectriaceae
Exons: 1
Coding region: 127-327 (66 amino acids)
Source: RefSeq, a predicted model, not a curated record